Messenger RNA from Naegleria fowleri, 3705 nucleotides. RefSeq lists its product as uncharacterized. Gene Ontology annotation, molecular function: cohesin loader activity; protein binding; ATP hydrolysis activity. The transcript has a single exon. Gene Ontology annotation, biological process: mitotic sister chromatid cohesion. NCBI's taxonomy places the organism in Eukaryota, Heterolobosea, Eutetramitea, Acrasida, Naegleriidae. The record is from RefSeq and is a predicted model, not a curated record. Bases 1 to 3705 code for a protein of 1234 amino acids. Gene Ontology annotation, cellular component: chromosome.
AUGUAUAUCAAAUCCGUAACGAUACAAGGCUUCAAAUCCUAUAGAGACCAAACUUUCACUGGACAAGAGUUCUCACCAUCACAAAAUAUCAUUGUUGGUCGUAACGGAAGUGGUAAAUCAAAUUUCUUUAGUGCUAUUUCAUUUGUUUUGAGUGAAAAGUAUAGUAAAUUGAGAAGUGAAGAAAGACAAGCCUUUCUACACGAAGGUACAGGUAGAGGAGUUCUUUCUGCAUUUGUUGAAAUUGUUUUUGACAACUCUGAUAAUAGACUUCCAAUUGACGCAAAAGAAGUUGCAAUUAGAAGAACAGUCGGUUUAAAGAAAGAUGAAUAUAGAAUUGAUGGUAAAGCUGUCACUCAACGAGAAGUCUUUAACUUGCUCGAAUCAGCAGGUCUCAGUUCAAGCAAUCCCUAUUACAUUGUUGAACAAGGUAAAGUUGCAACCUUGACAACAAUGAAGGACUCUGAGAGAUUGGAAUUGUUAAAAGAAAUUGCAGGUACAAAAGUUUAUGAUCAAAAACGUGCAGAAUCUCUUAGUAUUAUGAAAGAAGCUGAACAGAAAAAACAAAAAAUUAAUGAAGCCAUUGAAUAUGUCCAAGAACGUUUAGAUGAAUUAGAACAAGAAAAGGAAGAACUUAAAGAAUUCCAAAAGCUUGAUAAGGAUAGAAGAUGCAUUGAAUAUGCAAUUUUUGAACAAGAGUUAAAUGAAGCUACUAAGAAUUUGGAAGAAAUUGAAAAGGCAAGAGAAAACCAACACAAGAUUGCAAACCAAUUACACAUGGAUAAAAUGUAUCUUCAACAAAAACUCAAAGAUUAUGAAAGAGAUAUCAAAUUAGCCAAAUUGCAGAAAGAAGCAAAACAAAAAGAAAAGGAUUUGUUGGAAACCGAAAGACAAGAACUCAUUCGGCAACGCACAAAGAUUGAUCUUGAAUUAAAAGAUUUCCAACAAAUACAUAAAGAAGAUGAAACUACUCGUAAAGAUGUUGAGGAAGAAUUAAGAGAAGUGAACAAGAAGAUUGAAGACAUUACUUCUCAACUCAAUGAUGAAGUAAUUCCUCAAUAUGAAAAUUUAUUAAGAGAAGAAAACGAAGUUGAAGAGAAACUUCAAGCAAGCGAAAGAAGAAUGAACGAACUUCUAAGUAUUCAAGGAAGAAAGAAUAGAUUCAACACUGUUGAAGAGAGAAAUAGAUGGUUACAACAAGAAAUUGAAAAAUUAGAAAAAGCUAAUGCUAGUUAUUCUGAACAAAUUACAGUUAGAACCACAGAAACAGAAAAACUCAAAGAUACACUUUCAAACUUGAAUAGAAUUAUUGAAGAAAAAAAGAAAAGUUUUACUGAGAAUAGAGCACAAAUUGAAUCUUUCCAAACAAGUUACAAUGAUCUCAAGAAUGAAAGAGAUUCUCUCACUAAUCAAAAGAAGGAAUUGUGGAAAGAACAAACAGAAACAGAAAAAGAAACUCAAAGACUUUCUGAAGAAUUAAGCAGAGCUGAAAGAAAGCUGGAAAUGACAUUCCCUCGAACUGUCACCUCUGGUAUCCACUCUGUUAGAAAUAUUGUGAAAGAAAGAAAUAUUGCUGGUGUUUAUGGAACAGUAAUUGAAUUGAUUAAGUGUGAUGAGAAGUAUCAUCGAGCAGUUGAAGUGACCGCUGGUAAUAGUCUCUUCCACUUGGUUGUUGAAAAUGAAAGAGUCAGCGGUGAUAUUAUUCAAGCUAUGAACCAAUCAGGAGCACAAGGAAGAGUGACGUUCAUUCCACUCAAUAGAUUACAAGUGACAGACGUUGAUGACAGUAUUGCAAACUCAGAAUUUGCUCCUCUUUGGAAGAAGGUCAAAACUGAUUCCAAAUUUGAUAUUGUUGUGAAACAUUUGUUUGGUAAGACCUUUGUUACAAAAGAUUUAGGAAGUGGUACUCAAUUUGCUAAGGAUCAUAAUGUCAAUUGUGUUACAUUAGCAGGUGAUCAAGCAAACAGAAAGGGUACACUCACAGGUGGUUACAUUGAACAACGUCAAUCACGUAUGGAUUGUAUGAAACAAAUUGAAAAUUUGAGAAAAGAUUACAAGGAGAGUCAUGACAAAUCAAAGAAGCUGAAGGCAUCUAUUUCUGAUCUCGAUGAUCGACUCAAUACUUGUAUCACAAGACUCCAAAAAGUUGAAACAGAAGUUCACAAUUCAAAGAAUACAAUCCAACACGAGCAACAAGAUCUUCAAAAUCUUGAAAUUCGUAAGAAUAACAUUGAAGAUAACAUUCGAUCGAAUGAAGAGCUAUUAGUUCGAUUGAAAUCUUCAUUGUCUGCCAAUAAGGAAACAAUUGAUUCAUAUACAAAGGAGAAAGAUUCUCCUCUCAGUGCCACAUUGAGUACUAGAGAAAAACAAGAGCUUGACAAACUCACAAAGACUGUGAAUGAUCUUACGAAACAAUUACAAACUGUUUCAAGAAGUAGAUUAGAACAAGAAACAAAGAGAGAUAGUCUGAGAAUUCAAUUGAACACUAAUUAUAUUCCAAGAAAAUCUGAACUUCAAUUACAUAUUGAUCAUUUGCCAACAGACUCUACUUUCUCAUCACAACAACGUUUAUCUCAACUCCAAGGUGAUAAGAAAGCAACUGAAGAUAGAAUUAAUGAUGUUACUGAAUCCAUUAAGGAACUUGAUCAAGAAAUUGAUGAUUUGAAUGAAAAAAUCAAAACAACUCAGGAACAGUUAGAAACUGAAAGAACUGAAGAAACUAAAAAGUUCCAAACUUUACAAGAAAAGGCAAAUUCUCUUGAAAAGUUGUUGAACAAGAAGAAGAUUUGGACUCAGAAGAGGGAAGAUUGCAUUAGACAAAUUAAGGAAUUGGGUACUCUUCCAUCAGACUUUAGAAAAUAUUUAGAAUCUGAUCAAAAGACUCUGAUGAAAAAGUUGCAUUCCACCAAUGAAAAAUUGAAAAAGUUUGGACAUGUGAACAAGAAGGCCCUUGAUCAAUAUGAACAAUUUAGCAAUCAAAAAGAUGAUUUCUUAUCAAAGAAGGAAGAACUAGAAAAGGGUGAGGAAGCAAUUAAUCAAUUGAUUGAAGUUUUGGAUCGAAGGAAGGAUGAAGCCAUUCUCAGAACCUUCAAACAAGUUUCACAGAAUUUUGAAGAAAUUUUCCAAACUCUUGUUCCUGGAGGUCAUGCUUCUCUCACCAUGAAAUCCAAAAAAGGAGAAGGUGAGGAAGAGGAAGAAGAUGAAACAGAUGAAACAUCCGAAGUGGAUCAAUUCACAGGAGUAUCCAUUAAGGUUUCAUUCAUGUCGAGCGGUGAAACAGAAGAAGAACAAUCUUACCAUCUCAUGCAACAACUUUCUGGUGGUCAAAAAUCACUGGUAGCACUUUGUCUGAUCUUUGCCAUUCAACGUUGUGAUCCUGCUCCAUUCUAUUUGUUUGAUGAAAUUGAUGCUGCUCUUGACUCUGCAUAUAGAACAAGUGUUGCUAAAAUGAUUGAAACACUUGCUGAGAAGGAAAAGAUUCAAUUUAUUACUGCAACUUUUAAAUCUGAAAUGUUGGAAUCUGCUGAAAACUUUUACGGAAUUUCAUUCAAGAAUAAGAUUUCUUCCAUUAAGAAGAUCACGAAGGAAGAAGCAUUGCGAGUUUUACAAGAAGAAGAACGACUGGGAGGUGCUCAAGUCCAACCAGGAGAAGAACGACCUCUCACUCCACCAACACAUGACGACCACAUGGACGAUCGAGAGGACUAG